GGUUCAAAUUAAAUUAGUCAAAAUUUAAAUAUCGGAAUUCGUAGCCAUUUGAUCCAAUCCCCAUCCCCAUCCCCAUCCCCAUCCCAAUCAUCGCCUCCGCUGUCAGCUCCUCUGCCCUGACUUUGGCUGCUUCAUCGCCUAAAAAUCUCUACUUUCUGCGACUCUGGCAGCUGGUGAGUUAAGAGAGAUAUGGGGAAGUACGGAGUACUGAGGAUGAGGACUGAACGAGAAACCGGCGAUCUGAUCAGCUCGGAUCUCCAGGAGCUCGGGACUGCUGCUAAGAAGCUCGUCAACCAUACCAUCAGGCUGGGGAGCCUGGGUCUCGGGACCACGUUGCUCGAAUGGAUCGCCUCCUUUGCUGCAAUUUAUCUGUUGGUUUUGGAUCGAACGCACUGGAAGACCAACAUCCUCACUGGGCUGUUGAUCCCUUACAUAUUCUUCAGCCUUCCUUCGCUGUUGUUCAACAUAUUCAGGGGACAGAUUGGUAGAUGGAUCGCUUUUGUCGCCGUAAUCGUGCGGCUUUUCUUCCCCCGGCGGUUCCCAGAUUGGUUGGAAAUGCCUGCUGCUAUGAUACUUCUGAUAGUGGUUGCCCCGAGCCUGUUCGCGAGCACGUUUAGGAACGACUGGGUUGGAGUCGUCAUAUGCCUUUUGAUCGCGUGUUACCUCCUGCAGGAGCACAUCAGAGCUUCAGGCGGGUUCCGAAAUUCCUUCACCCAGGCCCGUGGGGUCUCAAACACCGUUGGGAUUAUCAUCCUAUUUGUCUAUCCUGCCUGGGCUCUGAUCAUUGAUCUCCUCUGAAUCGUUGAUACUGUGGCAUCUGGAUUGUUCCAUUCGUUCAAGAAUUGUUGUAUUGAUGUUGAAGACUUCGGUUUCAUUGUUUGAUUUUGUAAAACAAUGAAACACUGGACUUCUGUGGUUAUUGCUGCGUUUGGUUUGCAAGUAACAUUUUAAAAUCAAAUUUUGAUUUUGAAAAAGAGUGGUAUAAAUGGUUAUGUAUGGAGCUCAUUUUUUGA
Molecule: messenger RNA, 1013 nt
Organism: Punica granatum (pomegranate)
Lineage: Eukaryota; Viridiplantae; Streptophyta; Magnoliopsida; Myrtales; Lythraceae
Source: RefSeq, a predicted model, not a curated record